AUGUCCAUUAUUUUCUUAACUUUAUUAUUUUCUCACCUUUUUAUUGCUAAAUUAUAUGGGGAAGAAGAAACAACAGAAAAUCCUUUAACAGAUAAUUAUUUGCUUGAUUAUUCUGAAUUAACUACAAAUUCUCCUUUGGAGGGGGAAGAGGAAGCUGAAACUGAACCAAGUCGUUCUAAACGGUUAGCACCAGAAUUAUACAAUAGACUUGCCAAAAAGGGAUAUUUUAUUCACUUUUGA
Molecule: messenger RNA, 240 nt
Organism: Meloidogyne enterolobii
Lineage: Eukaryota; Metazoa; Nematoda; Chromadorea; Rhabditida; Meloidogynidae
Source: the annotation of a GenBank genome assembly